Messenger RNA from Haemorhous mexicanus (house finch), 1540 nucleotides. RefSeq names its product zinc finger protein 436-like. Gene Ontology annotation, molecular function: RNA polymerase II cis-regulatory region sequence-specific DNA binding; DNA-binding transcription activator activity, RNA polymerase II-specific. Bases 16 to 1305 code for a protein of 429 amino acids. NCBI's taxonomy places the organism in Eukaryota, Metazoa, Chordata, Aves, Passeriformes, Fringillidae. The record is from RefSeq and is a predicted model, not a curated record. Gene Ontology annotation, biological process: regulation of transcription by RNA polymerase II. The transcript is spliced from 3 exons. Gene Ontology annotation, cellular component: nucleus.
GGACAAGGAGUGGGGAUGGAAGGGGAGGAGCGGGAGGAAGAGGAGGGACAAAGGCGGAUCAAGGCUGGGCAGACGGAACCAUGUGCUCGAGCCCUACCUGAAUUCGCAGCCCCCACCUGUGGGAUCAUCGCCCCCCCCCAUCGCGCAGGAUUUCCCAUUGCCAGCCCCUGGGAGGCAGUGAGGAAGAGGAAGGUGCCCUGGGACACUGAGGCAGAGCAGGAGCUGAGCAUGGAGAGCAGGGAGGACAAAUCCCCGGGGCAGAACCAGGCAGCAGAGGCCGUUUUGAGCGGCUCCACGGCGCAGGAACCCAACGGGGAGGAAAAGCCCCGGAGAUCCCGCACGAGGAGGGGCUGCAAACGCAGAUGGCGGGGAUCUGAGGGGGAAAGAGCCAGCCUGGGCCGGGAAGGCGGCCAGAGAUGGAGCCAGAGCUCAGAGCUGGUGCUCCAUGAGCAGCUCCAUGGUGGGGAGAAGCCCCACACGUGUGGGGAGUGUGGGAAGAGCUUCAGGAGGAGCUCCCACCUGAUCAAUCACCUGAGGAUCCACACAGGGGAACGGCCCUACGAGUGUGAGGAGUGUGGGAAGAGCUUCAGGAGGAGCUCCAACCUGAUCCUGCACCAGAGGACCCACACUGGGGAACGGCCCUACGAGUGUGGGGAGUGUGGGAAGAGCUUCAGGAGGAGCUCCCACCUGAUCCUGCACCAGAGGACCCACACUGGGGAACGGCCCUACGAGUGUGAUCAGUGCAGGAAGAGGUUUCAGACCAGCUCCAAUCUCCUCAAGCACCAUCACACUCACACAGAGGAGAGGCCCUUCCGCUGCCCCGACUGCGGGCAGGGCUUCAGGCGAAAUGCCCAUCUUGUCACGCACCGACGCAUCCACACUGGGGAGAGGCCCCACGAGUGUGGGGAAUGUGGGAAGAGCUUCAGCCGGAGCUCCAACCUGAUCAGUCACCGGAGAACCCACACAGGGGAGAGGCCCCAUGAGUGUGGGGAGUGUGGGAAGAGCUUCAGCCGGCAUUCCAACCUGAUCCUCCACCAAAAGAUCCACACUGGGGAGAGGCCCUACGAGUGUUCUAAGUGUGGGAAGAGGUUUCGGAGCAACUCCCAUCUCCUCCUGCACUAUCAGAUUCACAGAGAGGAGAGGCCCUUCCAGUGCCCUGACUGCGGGAAGGGAUUCAAGCACAACUCCACCCUCAUCACCCACCGGCGCAUCCACACUGGGGAGAGGCCCUACGAGUGUCCCCAGUGUGGGAAGAGCUUCAGGUGGAGCUCUCACUUGACCCGACACCAACGGAGGCACCGGUAAGGGAAGCCCUGCGAGUGCCCCGAAUGCAGGAAGAGCUUCAUGUGCUGCUCCAGCUCCAUCCCCCACUGGAGGAGCCACAUUGGGCAGAGCCCUGGUCCCCCACAUUCCUGUGAUCCAUGUUGGGAACACACCUGGCUGCUUCUCCUUUUGGUCUGGCAAUGAUUUUCUUGUGCCCCAUCUUCAUCCCUUAAAACCACCAUAAACAUGGUUAAAUAAAUGAAAUUGAUCAAAGAUA